Messenger RNA from Metarhizium album ARSEF 1941, 1065 nucleotides. Its product is annotated as WD40/YVTN repeat-like-containing domain protein. The record is from RefSeq and is a predicted model, not a curated record. Lineage: Eukaryota; Fungi; Ascomycota; Sordariomycetes; Hypocreales; Clavicipitaceae. The transcript is spliced from 4 exons. Gene Ontology annotation, molecular function: protein binding; RNA binding. The coding region runs from base 1 to 1065 and encodes 354 amino acids. Gene Ontology annotation, cellular component: catalytic step 2 spliceosome.
AUGUCUGCCGAGAAGCGUCCCGCUGAGGACGACCCCAGCUCGUCGCAGAUGCUUGUCAAGAGGCAAAAUGUUGGCACGUCAGCGGGUGCCCUGGCGCGGCUGAACGCGUCCAGUAAUGCACUCGUUCAAACGAAUGUUAGAACAAGUUCCCUGCAAGCCCCGGUCAUGGAGCUGUCCGGCCACACGGGGGAGAUUUUCACAGCCAAAUUCGACCCGACGGGCAAUCUGAUCGCGUCGGGAUCCAUGGACAGAAGUAUACUGCUCUGGAGGACGUAUGGCGACUGCGAGAACUACGGACUGCUAAACGGGCACAAGGGCGCCAUUCUGGACCUCCAAUGGUCGCGAGACUCGGAGGUGUUGUUCACGGCAUCGGCGGACAUGCAUCUGGCCAGCUGGGACCUGACGUCCGGCACGAGGAUACGCCGAUACGUCGGGCACGAGGAGAUUGUCAACGCCGUCGACGUCGCGCGGCGCGGGGAGGACUUGAUCGUGAGCGGCAGCGAUGAUUCCACCAUUGGGAUCUGGGACCCGCGCAGCAAGCACGCCGCCGACUACAUCCAGACCGAUUUCCCCGUCACGGCCGUGGCCAUGUCGUCUGCCGGAAAUGAGAUUUUUGCAGGCGGUAUCGACAACGACAUUCGCGUAUGGGAUCUGCGCAAGAAGUCGGUCGUGUAUUCCAUGCUGGGGCACUCGGAUUCCAUCAUGUCGCUCAGGGUGUCGCCUGAUUCGCAGUCACUGGCGUCGUACGCCAUGGACUCGACGGUCCGGACGUGGGAUAUUCGUCCGUUUGCACCCACCGAGAGACAUAUCCGCACGUUCGACGGGGCGAAUGUAGGCAUUGAGAAGAAUCUGAUGGGUGUCAGCUGGGACGCGGACGGCAAGAAGAUCGCCGCGGCGUCGGCGGAUGGAACCGUGGUCGUGUGGUCGAGCGGGAACGGCAAGUUGUUGUACAAAUUGCCCGGGCACAAGGGGACCGUCAACUCUGCCGAGUUUGCGCCGGGCAAGGAGCCGAUAUUGCUCUCUGCCUCGUCGGACAGGACCAUGCUCCUGGGAGAAUUGAAAUGA